GUGCAAGUGAGGCUAUAUGAGGUCGCUCAUAUAUUUUAGUAGGAAAAAGGGCACGCAUAAACCCGCGAUGAAGCUACUGGCAUUCACCGUAAACGUUUGGCUUGCGGGCAUUCUGAGUACCACAGUCUUCCGAAAAGUUGAGGCACACGAUGGCUGCUUUCUCCAACCCAAAGUGGGAAAGUGCAAAGCCGCAUUCCAGAGGUGGUUUUACAACAUUAGUGCACGUCAAUGCCAGCAGUUUAUCUAUGGUGGAUGUGAUGGCAAUAGCAACAACUUCCGGGAUAAAAUGGAAUGUGAACGAUUAUGCGGAGGGGCCAUUGCUUCCAGGAAACCUAAAGUAAACGGCGAUUGCUUUCUCAGAAAGGAAGUCGGAAAAUGCAAAGCUUCAAAACCACGAUGGUUUUUUGAUGUCAGAACAUACCGGUGCGAAGAGUUUAUCUAUGGUGGUUGCGGUGGCAAUAAGAACAAUUUCCUGACUCAAAACGAAUGUGAGAAAAGCUGCUCAGAAUUCUUGUGGAACCCUUGUGUCAAGCCAAUCAUUCCAGCUUCGAAAAAGUCGUGCCACGGGGAGAAAAAGGAAUGGCGGUUUGGUUACAACAAAGAAACGCAGAAAUGCGAACGCUUUCUCGCUUCCACCUGCAACGAAAAUAUAAACAACUUCUUGACCAGGAGGAGCUGCCUCCUGACUUGUGCGAGAAAGUCCCCUUGUUUGUACAAUACGGAGUACCACACUAGGAGGACUUACGUAUCUUAUUUAUACGACGCACAGAAGGAUACUUGUGCAAAAACUACCACAUAUUUUUACAAAUAUAAGGUCUGGCCGAAAGACAAUCGGUUCAGGUCGAUUCAAGAGUGCGAAAAGCAAUGUAGGCCUAAGCAUACAACGCAUACAAGUUUGCAUAAAUUAUAGCUCUUCAUCAUCUACUGUAAUUAUCGCAUGGAAAGUGUUUUGAUUGUAUCUAGGUGUGGGGACAAACAAUAAACUACGUAUUU
Dermacentor silvarum is the source of this 993-nucleotide messenger RNA. RefSeq names its product carboxypeptidase inhibitor SmCI-like. Gene Ontology annotation, molecular function: serine-type endopeptidase inhibitor activity. The coding region runs from base 17 to 910 and encodes 297 amino acids. Lineage: Eukaryota; Metazoa; Arthropoda; Arachnida; Ixodida; Ixodidae. The transcript has 5 exons. The record is from RefSeq and is a predicted model, not a curated record.